AUGAGCGAUAUAACAAGAAAACCUGUUUGGCUAGAUUGUGAUCCAGGCCACGAUGAUGCAUUUGCUAUUAUACUAGCUGCUUAUCAUCCAUCAUUGGAAUUAAUUGGAAUUUCAACAGCUGCGGGAAAUCAAACACUCGAUCGAACAACACAGAAUGCUUAUAAAGUUGCAUACAUUUCGGGUUUGCCAAAUACCAUUCCUAUCAUUCGUGGCUGUGAAGAAACACUUUGCCGGCAAGUUCAAAUAUGUCCGGAAAUUCACGGCCAGACAGGCUUGGAUGGUACUGAUAUUCCCGAUCAUCCGGAAUAUAAGACUCUAUCGGACAAACAUGACGAUAAUUUCUUAUGGAAUAUCUACAAGAGAAUUACUGAUGUCGGUCGACCUGUCACAUUAAUUGCUACUGGUCCAUUGACCAAUGUUGCAUUAUUAUUGAAAGUAUUUCCUCAAAUCAGCAAGUCAUUAGCAGAAGUUGUCCUUCUCGGUGGUUGUAUUGGACUUGGCAAUAUGGAACCGGGUUCCGAAUUUAACAUUAUGAAUGAUCCUGAAGCGGCUCAUAUUGUUUUUACCUCUCGUCAUGUUCCACGUCUCGUCAUGGUGCCCAUCGAGUUGACCCACACGGUUUGUGCAACUCAACAAAUUAGCGAACGCCUUCGCGCAUUAUCGUCUCGAUAUGCGUCGAUUCUCGAUCAUUUACUUCUAUUCUUCGGUGCAACUUAUAAACAAGUCUUUCAAUUCGAUGCGCCACCUUUGCAUGAUCCAUGUGCAGUGGCUUAUGUCGCGAAUAGGGACUUGUUUGAGGAGCAAAUCAUGCAUGUCGGGAUUGAACGUCGAAGUGAAUAUUGUCAAGGACGAACGGUGUGUGAUUUGUACGACAUGCAUCGACGGGAGAAAAACUGUGUGGUUACAUUGAAAAUGAAAAAUGUCGAACAGUUUUGGGAUAUGAUGUUAGACGCUAUUCAGUCAUAUUCCAAUAAUCACGAACCAUUGUGUAUUGUACAGGGUUGUCCGAAUGGCGUUCAAUCAAAUCCUUCUAUACGGUAUUUUACUGUCCCUGUGCACAUAUCAAAUAUUGCUGCGGCAUGGUACAAAAAUACGAUGCGAACAGAUCUACGUCCAUCACCCACACACCGUGUUUGUGAACAACAUUUCGAAGAAUCCUGCUUUGAUUAUGUUGGAGAUUCAAGCAAAGUUUUAAAGCCGAAAUCUCUACCUACAUUAUUUGAUUUAGAGGUUUUCUAUAAAAUGAUUGCUUAUCAAGAUAGAUUGCAAGAGACAAAUAAAACUAAUAAGAAAACGAAUAUUACAUUUCAUACCAGUAAUCCGGAAAUUGAUGGAAGAACGUUGGAACCAAUAUUGAAAUUAGAAAGUGGAAAUGUUAAAACGCGACUAGCACCAACGGCUGCAUCUCAACAAGAAUCAAUAGAGAAAACUCAAUCAUCGUUUAUAGUAAAUAAGACUCCGUUGAAUCAUCAUGAUAAUUUGGAAAAUCGAGCCUCGAAUCGUUGUCACGUCGAUGGUUGUAUUCAUAAUUAUCUUGCUCGUCGUCAUCGUGUACAACUAUAUAAAAUUCCACGUGAUCCAACUGUAGCACGUAAAUGGCUCGAUGCAUGUGGUUUUCAACAUCUAUCCGUUUCACCUUCAACGUCGACAUUCAAAGUUUGCCGAGAACAUUUCACAACAAACGAUUUCGAAGGACCAGCUGUACUUCGACCUGAUGCAGUACCAUCUCUUUUCACACCGCAUUCACGUUCAUUGAUGGAUAAACAGAGUCCAUCGCCAUCGAAACGCUUUCGACCAGACAUGAUGAAUAAUCGUGCAAAACAACCGAUUACCAAUAAUAAUAAUAACACUAAUAAUAUGAAACAGCGUUCCACACCGUUGACUUAUCGUAAUAAUAAUACUUAUCAACAACGGCAACAGCAAGAGCAAUCAAAUGCAACAGUUUUACAAUCGCCGACAAGUGAAAACUUCGAUGAUAGUAUGAAACAAGUGGUAAACGAUGCCAAGCAAAUGAUUGACAUGGAUUUAAAUAUGAAUUGUUCGGAAGAUCAACUAUCUGAUACACAAUUAGCAAAUUGUCCUGUUAAAGCUCUUGAUCGAACUGAUACAACAAAUGGUGUGAUGCCCAAGCCGCGUAAUCCUGUUGGCCGUCCUCGCAUACAUCCUCGAUAUCCACCCGCAGCACCACCUGUACAAUCUCGUCGUUCAACAUACGCCAAUGACGAUGCCGAUGAUUUAGAUGAUGAUGAUUGGAAUUUAGACGAAGCUGAUCAAGACGAUACUGUACGCGAUCGUGAUUGGAUUAAUCGUCAGCAAGAUGAUCGAUUACCUUGGUCAAAACGGCCGAAUUCAACAGCAAAUAGCUACUCUUCGGCUUAUCAACGUAAUAAUAGCAGUAAUUCCUAUCGAAAUAUUCGUCAACCGAUUUCGUUUCAACAGCAGCAGCAACAGCAACAACAACAACAUCAUGCUACUACCAACCAGCAACGAUCGACACGUGGUCAGUUUUAUCAAACACAAUUUGUUAAACCAGAACCGACGCGAAAAGCAACAAUUCCUUUUUUGCAACCAGCUUUCGCUCCGAAUGCUUCGACUCAAUAUCCGCGUGAUCAACCAUUACCUCGUCUUAAACCGGGCACAGUUCGAACACGAGAAGAAGGCUUGGAAGUUGAACUCGAACAUACAUACAAACGAGCUUUGCCAAAAUAUUACGGCCAGAAACCCUGCCGAAACUUACCUCUAUCUGAUUACGGAGAUUUCCGAAGUCGAUGUCCCGUAUGUGAAGAUACAAUAUUCGAUAAUAAUAUUCAACUGAUCACUCAUUUAUGUCAACAUUUUGAUCAACAAAGUAGCAAUACAACUAAUAAUAAUAACGAACGUAAACUGCAAUCGAAUUCACCAUUUGAACAAAUUAACACGAAAUGUCCACAUUGCCAGUCGGAAUUCUCCAACCCAUAUUUUCUUGCUAUGCACAUCGAUGAUAAACAUAUGCUCGAAAUGAAUGAAUAUCCCUGUCGAAUAUGUGAACAACGCCAUGCAUCAUUAUUGGAACUCAUCGCACAUUUGAAUCUUUGCCAUUGUGGUUUAGAAAUGCCAUAUUUCUGCGAAGUCUGCUCAUUUCGUACGUCCAUGCAUUCUGACAUGAUCUACCAUAUCGAUGAAGUGCAUAAGGGUACACGAUACUUUUUCUGUCCGUUCUGUUUUGUGUCGAUUGAAUUACCAUUGAUGAACAAUUCUUCGACGAUGAUGGAUGGAACAUUAGCUUACAAACAUUUACUACUUCAUUUUAAUAAAGUUGAUCAAGGUCGAACUAUACAAUCGAAAUUUAAACAUUGCCGAAAAUGUAUCUUACAUGUCGCAUCCAUGAAAGAUCACUUACAGCGUGAUCAUUUGAAUAUUGUUGAUGGAAUUAAAGCUACAUACUAUGAUGAAGAAGAAAAUCAAGAAAAGCAAAGUGACGAAGGUGAACAAUACGACGAGUCAGUUAUGGAUACAUCUUCACUUCCAAUUGAGAAAACUUCAACAACAAGAUAUAUAACCCCGGCGAAAAGUGGAUGA
Molecule: messenger RNA, 3558 nt
Organism: Adineta ricciae
Lineage: Eukaryota; Metazoa; Rotifera; Eurotatoria; Adinetida; Adinetidae
Source: the annotation of a GenBank genome assembly